This is a messenger RNA of Nicotiana attenuata, 934 nucleotides long. RefSeq names its product molybdopterin synthase catalytic subunit. Gene Ontology annotation, molecular function: molybdopterin synthase activity. The transcript has 2 exons. Gene Ontology annotation, biological process: Mo-molybdopterin cofactor biosynthetic process. Lineage: Eukaryota; Viridiplantae; Streptophyta; Magnoliopsida; Solanales; Solanaceae. Gene Ontology annotation, cellular component: cytosol. The record is from RefSeq and is a predicted model, not a curated record. The coding region runs from base 108 to 692 and encodes 194 amino acids.
AAAUAUAAUGACCCAAAAAUUGCAAUCCUCAAAAAUAUAAUCUCCAAAACUGCGGUUUCAACAACCAGCCACUUCCUAAAAUCUUCUCUUCUACUGGUCUGAUUCAAAUGGCUGAUGAGGAGAGAGAUCUAAUUGAGAUCUUGGAAGAGAAUAAGCCAAUAGACACCAACAAAUAUACUCGUUAUGUUCGUUCUCCCAAAUGUGGAGCUAUAGCAACGUUUGAAGGUACAACACGCGACACAUUUGAGGGCAAGGAAGUCUUAGAGUUAAAGUAUGAAGCAUAUGUUCCAAUGGCGAUACGUUGUCUUAAAUCCCUUUGUUCUUCUGCCCGAGCAUCAUGGGAUAUACACUCGAUUGCAGUUGCCCACUGCUUGGGGACUGUUCCUGUCGGAGAGACUAGUGUAUUUGUUGCAAUAUCGUCUGUCCAUCGAGCAGAUGCAUUGGAUGCUUGCAAGUUUCUGAUUGACGAGCUUAAAGCAUCAGUUCCGAUAUGGAAGAAGGAGGUAUAUACAAAUGGAGAAGUGUGGAAAGAGAAUAAAGAGUUUAUAGAGAGGAUCCCUGAUCUUGGGAAGACAUUACAUGAUCAAGCCGGCGCUUGCUCUGGUAAAAAGGAAGUGGAGGCACGUGAGAGAAAGAGUUGCUGUGGGACAAAGGUUAAAGUCAAUGAUGAAACUUCAGAUUCUUGUAGCUAGUUCUGAUGCACGUGUUGUUGUAUUUCAUUCAAACCACUUCAAAACGAAAUCAAAACAAGAGAAAAAGAAAUGGGUAAUUCAUUCUUCUUCUAAUUUCCUUUUCCUCUCUUGCUCUCAUGUGACAGGUUUUUGUUAUGUGUGUAAUACCAACUAUAAGAUGCUCAGAUCAUAACAUACGGCUGUUUACAUACUACAAUGUGCUCUCGUUAAACUCGACAAAUAUUCAUGUAGCUUAGCCAUUC